GUACCACUUCUAAGUUGGUCAUUGAAGAAGGGGACUGCUUGGUUUGCAUUGUGGUUUGGUGGAGCAGAAGAAUCCAGGCACACUUUGAGUCCUUGCUGUCCCUCUUCCAGACCUCUGUUCUGAUCUCCACUGCUUUGUUUCCUACUCUCCCUUGUGCAGAGACAGGGCAGGGCAUUGUUCAUGCACUGACCGACCUCAGCAGCCCCGGCAUGACCUCAGGGAACGGAAACUCUGCCUCCAGCAUCGCCGGCACUGCCCCCCAGAAUGGUGAGAAUAAACCACCACAGGCCAUUGUGAAACCCCAAAUCCUGACGCAUGUUAUCGAAGGGUUUGUGAUCCAGGAGGGGGCGGAGCCUUUCCCGGUGGGACGCUCGUCCCUGCUGGUGGGGAAUCUCAAGAAGAAGUAUGCACAGGGGUUCUUGGCUGAGAAGCUUCCACAGCAGGACCAUACCACCACCACUGACUCAGAGAUGGAGGAACCCUACCUGCAAGAAUCCAAAGAGGAGGGUACUCCCCUCAAACUCAAAUGUGAGCUCUGUGGCCGGAUGGACUUUGCAUACAAGUUCAAGCGUUCCAAGCGCUUCUGUUCCAUGGCUUGUGCAAAAAGGUAUAAUGUGGGAUGCACCAAACGGGUGGGACUUUUCCACUCGGACCGGAGCAAGCUGCAGAAGACAGGCACCACAACCCACAACCGCCGUCGGGCCAGCAAGGCUAGUCUGCCGACACUUACCAAGGAUACCAAGAAGCAGUCAACAGGCACUGUACCCCUUUCAGUUACUGCUGCUUUGCAGCUGACACAUAGCCAGGAAGACUCCAGCCGUUGCUCAGAUAACUCCAGCUAUGAGGAACCCUUGUCACCCAUCUCAGCCAGCUCAUCCACUUCCCGCCGGCGACAGGGCCAGAGGGACCUGGAGCUCCCUGACAUGCACAUGCGGGACCUGGUGGGCAUGGGACACCACUUCCUACCAAGUGAGCCCACCAAAUGGAAUGUAGAGGAUGUCUAUGAAUUCAUCCGCUCUCUGCCAGGUAAGGCCUUGGGAGCUCCACACUUGCCUGGAAUAGCAAGGAUGAGAGUGAGGGACCUUUCCUCACUCUCCUGCACCAGGAAGGAUGAGGUAGUCCAGUUAACACCUCAGGUUCAGGAAGCAAGAGGCAGAGAUUAAGAACACGAGGCUUCUGCCUAUGAGAGUUUAUAUUCCAGCACAGAGCACAAACUAAGUAAUAUUCAUGGCUAUAAUUUAAAAUAGCUACUGACAUGGUAACUGACAUGCAGAGAAGAUAAAAAGAUUAACCUUUUCUCUCCUGGGAAGGAAGUCAGGUAGAAGUAUAGGAAAUCUGUCAAAGAGGACAUCAAAAUUAAGAAAAUUUCAUCUGAGCCAACAGUGGACUAGUGAGCCUUUGCCAGGUGGAGAAACUGCCCACGGAAGCAGCUGGAGCUGGGGCAAAAGAUGUGGAAAUGCUGAUGCAACUGGGCACUGCACAUAACUCUUGGGGCUCACGCCUUGAAAAGCAAACCUUAUAGCAUUCCCAUGUGGCUUCAGUAGGACCCCAAAGCUUCUCUUCUCCCUGCCACUCUCAUUUAUCCACUGCCCAGGUCAGGUGUUGAUAAGACUGUUACAGAGUAGAGGUUGGGAGCAGACUUCCAAAUCAGACAGAACUGGGUUCAAAUUUUUGCCCUGUCACUUAACCCAGUGUAUUUGCUGUUCAUCUCUGUAUCCUCCAAAUUUGUCAUAGUAUGGUUACUUUAGGUAAGGACUUCAGAAGGGGCAGCUGUAUAUUUGGGUCUCUUAGAUGUUGCAGUAUCGCAGUUACAUGUCAGCCUACGCCAAGGUCACCUGGAGACUUUACUGGGGCUUGUAGGAUCCUCCUCCAGAGUGCCUCAGUCAGAUGAUUUGCAGGAAGGGGCUGACUGUUAGCAAGAGGCAUUGGCUCUUCUCCACACCCGCCUCUCUGGAGAGCUGCUUGAGUAUUUUCAUGACAAGCUUGACAGCAGGUUUUCCCCGCAAGGAGUAAAUCCAAGAGAGGAAGUUUUGAACUCAGCUUCAGAAGUCAUUUCCAUAGUAUCUUAUUUAUGGUCACAUAGAUUAGCCCAGUCCAUUG
Castor canadensis (American beaver) is the source of this 2100-nucleotide messenger RNA. Lineage: Eukaryota; Metazoa; Chordata; Mammalia; Rodentia; Castoridae. The record is from RefSeq and is a predicted model, not a curated record.